CCCUAAAUUCCUAAUGGCAACUCAAAAAACCCUAAGUCUCCUCCUCCUCACAUUAGCAGCACUAUCCAUCACCUCCAAUGCCGGCAUCGGCAGCAUCGUCGUCUACUGGGGCCAAAACGGCUAUGAAGGCUCUCUGGCAGAGGCAUGCUCGACAGGAAACUAUGACAUAGUGGUUCUGGCUUUCCUUUACCAGUUCGGCAACUUCCAGACUCCGGGCCUCAACCUUGCAGGACACUGUGACCCUACCUCUGGUGGUUGUGUUAGUGUUGGCGUUGAUAUCAAGGCUUGCCAAAACAAAGGUAUCAAGGUGUUUCUCUCUUUAGGUGGAGCCUCCGGCAGCUACACACUUGUAUCAACUGAAGAUGCUCAGCAGGUGGCUGACUACCUUUGGAACAACUACCUCGGAGGGUCAUCGUCUUCUCGGCCACUCGGAGAUGCUGUUUUAGACGGUAUUGAUUUCGAUAUCGAGGGUGGAACUACUCAACACUGGGAUGAGCUUGCUCAGAUGCUCUAUGACUAUAGUCAACAAGGACAAAAGGUGUAUUUAUCAGCGGCUCCACAAUGCCCAUACCCGGAUGCAUGGAUGGGCACAGCACUCGCUACCGGACUUUUCGACUACGUCUGGGUGCAAUUUUAUAACAAUCCUCCAUGUCAGUAUUACUCCAGCAACGCUGUUAACGUGCUUAACUCUUGGAACCAGUGGACAUCAAGUGUGACGGCUACUAAAUUCUUCGUGGGGUUGCCGGCGUCACCGGAAGCCGCUGGAAGUGGGUACAUGUCACCAGACGCGCUAGUCUCUCAGGUGCUCCCUAACAUCAUGUAUUCAGACGAGUAUGGGGGUAUCAUGCUUUGGAGUCGUUACUAUGAUCUUUUAAGUGGGUAUAGCUCUCAAAUUAGGCAUGUUAAUUUGGUGUCGUCACCAGGGAAUACCUCUGCAAUCAGGGCUAGUGCUUGAUCAGUACUGUUGUAAGGCCUUCACCAUUGUAAUGGUGAAGGGAGUAAUAUUAUAAUAAAGAGCAAGAGUACUUGUUCUACUGUUUUUAUUCAAAAAGUUUAUAGUA
Molecule: messenger RNA, 1061 nt
Organism: Dioscorea cayenensis subsp. rotundata (Guinea yam)
Lineage: Eukaryota; Viridiplantae; Streptophyta; Magnoliopsida; Dioscoreales; Dioscoreaceae
Product: acidic endochitinase-like
Exons: 2
Coding region: 14-955 (313 amino acids)
Biological process (GO): carbohydrate metabolic process
Cellular component (GO): extracellular region
Molecular function (GO): chitinase activity
Source: RefSeq, a predicted model, not a curated record